GCUCUAGCCUCGCCCCGGGAAGUCGCUGUUCUUACCUUCAGCAGGAGCCGGCGCCUCUGUGUCCGCGCCUGCUGGCAUCUCUGCUUCGUCCUGCAGCAACCCACUGCCCUCUUGCCGCCCACCAUGGCCCUGCUGCACUCCGGCCGCGUCCUGUCCGCCACUGCCUUCCACCCAGGCCUCGCUGCCGCGGUUUCUGCCAGAGCCAGCUCCUGGUGGGCUCAUGUGGAGAUGGGGCCCCCAGAUCCCAUCCUGGGAGUCACAGAAGCCUAUAAGAGAGACACCAACAGCAAAAAGAUGAAUCUGGGAGUUGGUGCCUACCGGGAUGAUAAUGGAAAGCCUUAUGUGCUCCCUAGUGUCCGGAAGGCAGAGGCCCAGAUUGCUGCAAAACAUUUGGACAAAGAAUACCUGCCCAUUGCAGGACUGGCUGAAUUUUGUAAGGCAUCUGCCGAAUUAGCCCUGGGUGAGAACAGCGAAGUGUUGAAAAGUGGCCGGUAUGUCACGGUGCAGACCAUUUCUGGAACUGGAGCCUUAAGGAUCGGAGCCAAUUUUCUGCAAAGAUUUUUUAAGUUCAGCCGAGAUGUCUUUCUGCCCAAACCAUCCUGGGGAAAUCACACACCUAUCUUCAGGGACGCUGGCAUGCAGCUACACAGUUAUCGAUACUAUGACCCCAAGACAUGCGGCUUCGACUUCACAGGCGCUAUGGAGGACAUUUCAAAAAUACCAGCGCAGAGUGUUCUUCUCCUGCAUGCCUGUGCCCACAAUCCCACAGGAGUGGACCCUCGUCCUGAGCAGUGGAAGGAGAUGGCGGCAGUGGUGAAGAAAAACAAUCUCUUUGCGUUCUUUGACAUGGCCUACCAAGGCUUUGCCAGUGGCGACGGUAACAAGGAUGCUUGGGCUGUGCGCCACUUUAUCGAACAGGGCAUCAAUGUUUGUCUCUGCCAGUCCUAUGCCAAGAACAUGGGCUUAUAUGGUGAGCGUGUGGGAGCCUUCACUGUGGUCUGCAAAGAUUCUGAUGAAGCCAAAAGAGUGGAGUCACAGUUGAAGAUCCUGAUCCGUCCCAUGUAUUCCAACCCUCCCCUCAAUGGAGCCCGGAUUGCCUCCACCAUUCUGACCAGCCCGGAUUUGCGGAAGCAAUGGUUGCAAGAGGUAAAGGGCAUGGCUGACCGCAUCAUUAGCAUGCGGACUCAGCUGGUCUCCAACCUUAAGAAGGAGGGCUCCUCCCACAACUGGCAGCACAUCGUAGACCAGAUCGGCAUGUUUUGUUUCACAGGCCUGAAGCCUGAACAGGUGGAGCGGCUGACCAAGGAGUUCUCCAUCUACAUGACAAAGGAUGGCCGCAUCUCUGUGGCAGGGGUCACCUCUGGCAACGUGGGCUACCUUGCUCAUGCCAUUCACCAGGUCACUAAGUAAUUCCCCCGGUGAGAGGGAACAGAGACAACCUUCCUGUCUUCAGCCUGUGCUGUUGUGAGAUUCACAUGGAGGGAGAGGGAGGGAAGAUGGUGGCAAGCGGAUCAGUUUUUCCAACCAGUACUUAAAACUCAGAGACUGAAUGUGUUUCUCAGAAAAGAAUGUGCAGUGAAAUAGGGCAGAGGCACCUGUGUCUGGUGUCUGGAACUUUGUGGCUCUAAACCAAAAUCUCCCUCAUCCUUUUAUCUUGUUUUUUCAACAGAGUUUACAUAUAUGAGAAAGACAUAAGCCCCCCCCCCAAAAAAA
This is a messenger RNA of Vicugna pacos (alpaca), 1713 nucleotides long. It is a transcript of the gene GOT2, whose product is annotated as glutamic-oxaloacetic transaminase 2. Gene Ontology annotation, cellular component: mitochondrion. The record is from RefSeq and is a predicted model, not a curated record. NCBI's taxonomy places the organism in Eukaryota, Metazoa, Chordata, Mammalia, Artiodactyla, Camelidae. Gene Ontology annotation, molecular function: pyridoxal phosphate binding; L-aspartate:2-oxoglutarate transaminase activity. Gene Ontology annotation, biological process: biosynthetic process; L-aspartate catabolic process.